This is a messenger RNA of Brienomyrus brachyistius, 5277 nucleotides long. It is a transcript of the gene ets1, whose product is annotated as v-ets avian erythroblastosis virus E26 oncogene homolog 1. The transcript is spliced from 11 exons. Gene Ontology annotation, biological process: cell differentiation; regulation of transcription by RNA polymerase II. Bases 203 to 1708 code for a protein of 501 amino acids. The record is from RefSeq and is a predicted model, not a curated record. Gene Ontology annotation, molecular function: DNA-binding transcription factor activity, RNA polymerase II-specific; sequence-specific DNA binding. Gene Ontology annotation, cellular component: nucleus. NCBI's taxonomy places the organism in Eukaryota, Metazoa, Chordata, Actinopteri, Osteoglossiformes, Mormyridae.
AAGCCCAGCGGUUUUUGAGUGGACCCCCGUAAUUGCCGAGGGUGGGACUAAUCCCGUAAGCCUGCAUAUUCCCAUCCGCCCAGCGCCUGGCAGGUAGAGCUGCGCCCCGCUCCGCUCCGGCUCAGAGACCCGACGGCCGGCCAGAGAGAACGACUCGUUACUGCAGUUCAUCCACUUUAUUGGGCGCCUGACAGACCACAAAAUGAGUUACUACGUGGAUCCAGUUUCCGCCUACCCUGCCGCUAACCCCUGUGACCGCUUGGCCUUGACGAGGCAGAGCGGGGGGGCGGACCUGGGCCAGCAAGGCCCCAUGAUCGCCGCCUGUCACCCGCAGCAGUAUCACCCCCUGCGGCCCGCCUACCCACAGGAAGUGACGCUACAGGAAGUGCCCAACGGACACGACUUCUGCCCUACAGGUGCGUGCUCUGGAGAGCUAGCGGCUGACAAGCUGACUGAACGAGUGCAGAUACGGCCCCAUCUUGAGUGCGGCGAUGUUCCUUUGCUCACCCCAGGGAGCAAGGAGAUGAUGUCCCAGGCUUUGAAAGCGACCUUCAGCGGCUUCACCAAGGAGCAGCAGCGUCUUGGAAUACCCAAAGACCCCUGGCAGUGGACAGAGAACAAUGUGCGCGAGUGGCUAAUGUGGAUCAUGAAUGAAUUCAGCCUAAAGAACGUGGACUUCCACAAGUUCUGCAUUAGCGGUGCCAGCCUGUGUGCCCUGGGAAAGGAGCGCUUCCUGGACCUGGCUCCAGAUUUCGUCGGGGACAUCCUUUGGGAGCAUUUAGAGAUGCUUCAAAAAGAUGUGAAGCAUUUUCCCAUCAACAGCCUAACCUCCUUCCAGGAAUCUCGCUAUACCUCAGAUUACUUUGUCAAUUAUGGCAGUGAGCACCCACAGUGCGUUCCCCCCUCAGAAUACUCGGAGCCUGGAUUCAUCACUGAGUCGUACCAGACGCUGCAUUCCAUCAGUUCCGAGGACCUGCUGACGCUCAAGUAUGAAAGCGAGUAUCCCAGUGUCAUCCUGCGGGAUGCCCCACUCAGCCAGCAGCCGGGGGAUUACGUGUCCAUCAAGCAGGAAGUCAUCUCCCCGGACAACAUGUGCGUGGGCCGUCUCAGUAGAGGGAAACUCGGCGGUCAGGACUCCUUCGAGAGCAUGGACAGCCUGGAGAGUUGUGACCGGCUGACACAGUCCUGGAGUAGCCAGUCGUCCUUUGGCAGCCUGCAGCGCGUGCCGUCGUACGACAGCUUCGAGGUGGUGGAGGAUUACCCCGCGGCGCUACACAAGCCCAAGGGGACCUUCAAGGACUACGUGAGGGAGCGGUCCGACCUCAACAAAGACAAGCCUGUCAUCCCUGCAGCCGCCCUCGCUGGUUACACAGGUAGCGGCCCCAUUCAGCUGUGGCAGUUUCUCCUGGAGCUCCUGACGGACAAGUCGUGCCAGACCUUCAUCAGCUGGACAGGAGACGGAUGGGAGUUCAAGCUUUCGGACCCGGACGAGGUGGCCCGGAGAUGGGGUAAGAGGAAAAACAAGCCCAAGAUGAACUACGAGAAGCUGAGCCGGGGUCUCCGCUACUACUAUGACAAGAACAUCAUCCACAAGACGUCGGGCAAGCGAUACGUCUACCGCUUCGUCUGCGACUUGAAGAGCCUGCUGGGAUACGCGCCCGAGGAGCUACACGCCAUGUUGGAUGUUAAGCCCGACACGGACGAGUGAGGAGGGGCUGGGAGGAUGUGCCGGGUGCGGGAGGGGGGUUAGAUCCCGGGUGCUAGAAGGAUUUAUGUGCAGACUGGAGGGCAUGCUGGGACCAAUCCAACGUCUUUUUUAACGCAUAGCUCCAGCCAGUUUUACUGUUUGGGCUCUUUGCGACAAUGACGUCGCGGAAAAGGGCCGGGGCGCUGUCGCGUACCUCGCCUUAGCCUCAUUCACCCAGGACCACGUGUAUGAAAACAAUAUUCGUACAUAUAUUUAUAGACAAAUAGAUUGUAGACACAUAUAAAUGCAUAUGCGUGUAAAUAAGAGAUUGCAUCGUGGCCCGAGGUAAACGGACAGCUAUCGGUUAAAAAAGACGACAAUUCUGCUUAAUAGCACAAGCAACUGACAUGGAAGGGAGCAGGAAAACAUGUGGAAGAUGGCGAGAUGGACAGGUCCGGGACGAAAAGGUUCCUGCCACGAUAACUGUUGCCAAAAUUUCAGAGGAACUAUAUAUGUGUAUAUGAUGUAUACAUACAGCCUCUCUGCCUCUCUGCACACAGAACAUGGGCAGAGCCCCAAGCCGAGAUCCAAAAAGUGUUUCAUUGUUGAUUUUUUAUUAUUAUUUUUUUUUUACUAGACGUUUGUGCCAGUAUUAUUUUUUUUUAACUCCUGUCUUGAUGAAUUCCAUGUUACGUAGGUGUCUGCUAGCAUUUUCCCCAGAAGAUCUUGUGUUUAUGGGGGUAGGAAAUUGUAAAAUUAUAAAUGUGUGUCGAUUCUGGGCUCCAGAUUAUGGAGGGAUAAUCUGACAAUUGAUUUUUGCUUCUGUCGACACUGACAUUUUCAUAUGUGUUGAAAACAUGCUUAGUCAUUUCAAGAGAGCCCACUUCCCAUAACUGAAAGUGGCCGUUUUGCCUCUUGACUGCAGCAGUUGCCUUCGUGUUGCACACACAUUCCCUCAGCGUUAAAACACAUGCACUCACACACACAGCACUGACUGCAAAGUAGCUUGUAGUCGUUUCCUUGUCGGCCUUUUCGACGCGAUCCACGCGCAUCCACAGGCUUUCCGGUUAUGUGAGGGUUGAAAGACUGUUGACGCGGGUCAGAGGUCUGGAGCUCCGUAUCACAGAAUAGCCCAGGUUAACAGCCUCAUCAUCUCGUACGGCUGCAAAACAAGGAUGGAGAAGCUCAUGUUUGUUAAUUCUUUUAUUUUGCUACCAGAGGUGUAAUUGUGCGGUGAAAUAGAGCGUAAUAUUCCUAAUUCCUAUUGAUUUUCAUCAUUUUAACAGCCGGCAGUUUUUUUUUUUUCCCAACAAAACAGUUGCUGAAAUCAGCAAAUGAUGUUGGAAAAAUAACCUGAAAAGUGACAAAUCUUAAAAGUCGAAGCAAAAGCGAAGGGGAACCCUGCUCGUUUAAUUGAAUCAGCCUUAAUUGAAUUGCGAGCCAUUUACUUGAGGUAUUUGUUACAGAGGAAGGACUGGGAACAUAGGUUGAAUGUACUGUAUUUCAGUGUGUAUUAGAAAUUCAAUAACCUUGGGAAAAGAAUAAGCGUCUCUCAUCUUACACUGAGUUAAGUUGCCUAAAGUCAUAAUGAGCGGGACUGGCCAUUGUAACCCAGGGGUUUUUACUGGAAUGAGAAGGUAAACAGACAGAAUGGGUUGAAAAGGGGACUGAAAAGAGCUGCUCUAUAUUUUGAGAGACUGUAGGCGUCAGGGGAGUCAGGGCGAAUUAUGAGGUAUUUGCUGGUCCGCUUCGCUUCAUAAAUAGGUGGAUGGAAAAGGGACCUAUGGUCUGGAUACAUGUUUGGGCAUUGGGGUCGUAAGGACUGGAUUUGGAGGAAUGAAAAUCCCCCCCCCACCCCUCUGUUUUGUUGUAGCUAGUCGAUUCCACUAAUAAGCGUUAAAGAGAAGCGGUAAGAAGGGACGCCAGCUAUGAGGACGGUUUUGAGGCGAAUGCAUCUUGGUCGAUGUCGAGGAAGUCACUAGCCAGUAUGAAGUACAAAGCAACAUUGUUUUAACUGAUCCAUGAGAGAUACGUCAUUUUUAUUUUUUUGGGCUAAACAUUAUUCUAUUGAGUUUGGAUGAUACAUUACUGACAUAUUUAUGUAUUAAUUCAAAGCAGUUGAAUUUAAGUGAGACGUUUCCAGACCUGGUUCCCCCCCCCACCUCCCCCCCCCCCGGAUAAAGUCAAAGAAAGACAUGUGAGGAUUCCGCCCAAUGAGAAUAUCACUGUAUGAGGACUGUAUGGGAAAAGCCAGUCUUAAAAUAUCAUCUUAAAAUAAAAAUGUUAUUGUUUACAAUGGCCGAAUGUCACUUGUGCUUAUAAUACCAUUGCAGUUGUCUGUUUGUACAGAUUAUAUUUCAUAUGAUCUAUUAGGAGGAGCUCAAUUGAAAAACAAACAAAACAGAUAAUGCUAGUAAUAGGGAACAAAAUGUACAUCCACUCUUUCAUAAACAGGGGCUGGAAUUUUGUACGUGAAAUGGUGUUUUUCCCGAUUUUAUCCAAAUAAAUGAUAGCCUUAAAUUUUCCUGCCAGACAAUCCAUUUAUACUUAUUGCCAUGGGUGAGAUUAAAAAGCUUUACUUCCACACUUACUGGUUGGAUCCGGUUGUGUUUUAUAAACUGGGGUGCUAUAUAGGAUGGGGGGGUCAGGAAUCUUUAGUGCUACCGCUGUUUGUAGAUGGAACCUGACAUCUUCUGUUCACACACAUGUUGCCGAACGUACACACCGAACCUCUGAAAACAAAAAAAGUUUGUCUGAUGUGAGCUACGAUAAACAUGCAGUCGUUUCAUUCCUUAUACGUUUUUGUUCAUUCUGUCAUUCCAAAGAAUGUGAGGCGCACUGGUGUGGAGGUUUGGCCUUCCGGAUAACUGCGUUCACUGUGCCAUUCACAGCUUUGGGCUGAUCACUUUCGUCUGAUGUCUUUUUACAGAAUCGUCUGCGUUAUAGGACGUAGCUUGUCUGGCUACAAAAUCUUAUCAGUGAGAAAAUCAUAUCGCGUACCCACAGUGUUAUGUAUAUUGUAAUCACGUGUUGCACGGAUCAUGUUAAAUGGACUUAAUUUUGACAUUUACAAAAACGCAUAAACACAAACACACACACACACUCACACACAGUCAUCCAGACACACACUUAUUACCUGUGGUAUUUAAAUGCAUACCACCUAGUAUUCCGUAAGGAAUUUUUGUCGUCGAUGUUACUGUUGUUCCCGUUUUUUGUAUAUUUUAUAGUGUUCCUGUAUUUUUAUGUUAUUGAGAUCUUUUUUAAAUAUUGUUUCACAAACAUUUGAAUAUUUUUCAAAUAAUUUAUAUUUUAUAAACUUUGAAAUAUAAGAUGCAGACAGCUGGUGCUUUAACAGGAAAUGAAGGUCGAGGUGAAACUAAAUAAAUGUAGCGAUUUUUUUUUUUCUUUUUUAUAUACAUAAAAAAAAAAAUGAACGAAAUAUUGAAGACCUGUCUGCAAAACAGUUACGUAAGAAAAGGCUGAUGCUGGCCCAUCAUUGAUUUCUGCUGGAAGGUUUUUAUAAACUGUAGCGUCUAUUCUUAUUGUACUAAAUUGUUAUGUUACAGAAAUAUAUGUGAGAAAAUGCUGAA